Molecule: messenger RNA, 888 nt
Organism: Sordaria macrospora k-hell
Lineage: Eukaryota; Fungi; Ascomycota; Sordariomycetes; Sordariales; Sordariaceae
Molecular function (GO): oxidoreductase activity
Source: RefSeq, a predicted model, not a curated record
AUGUCCGCCUUCCUCAAUAACCUGCUAAAUCGGCCGAAUGUCAUCAUCACGUCCCGGCCAUACGCCAAGCCUCCGACUCGCCUGGAUCUCGAAUUGGAGACGAUUGGGUUCUACCCAAAACAAGUGAAGGACUAUAUUAAAAUGGCUUUCAAGGACCGACAAACAGCUGACUGCGCUCAGUCGUUUCUUGAAAGUCGUAGCUUUAUCCAAGGCCUUAUGCGGAUCCCAGUUCAGCUAGAUGCGCUCUGUUUUGCCUGGGACAACAAAAACGUCAAUGACAGCUCGAAGCUUGACACUGUGACGGACGUUUACCGAGCCAUCGACCAAAGUCUAUGGAAGAAGGAUAUCCCGCGGUUGGAAAAGAAGCACGAUGGCAAGCUAAUAACAGCAGCUCGCAUCCAACGGGCUGAUCGGACCGAAGUUGAAAAUCACGUUCUAAAGGAGAUUUUGUUUCUGGAAAGCCUUGCUUUUACUGGACUGCAGAAUGACACAAUUGAAUUCGAAUCAGCACAUCUCGGACAAAUAUCCAACCGCUUUGCCCACGGUAUUUCACCCACUAUGACAGUGCCGUGCCUCUCCUUUCUCCGAACAUCAGAUUCAUCGGCGGAAUUCAGUAACAAAACCUAUCACUUUCUACAUCUGACCUAUCAAGAGUACUUUGCGGCUCGGUAUUUUGUACGGCAGUGGGAGGCUAACAAACCACUCGAAUACCUGGCACUCAAUGGUCAGAAGAAUGAAAAUCCUACUAUCAUCGAGGCUAUCCAGUUUCUUGGCAAGAACAAAUACACAGCCCGUUACGACAUCCUAUGGCGCUUUGUUGCCGGCUUGCUUGAUGCCAAGGGCAAGGCAGAGAAGUUCUUCCAAGCGAUCGAGGACCAAACCGCAUGA